Messenger RNA from Dromaius novaehollandiae (emu), 6520 nucleotides. It is a transcript of the gene SETD5, whose product is annotated as SET domain containing 5. Bases 301 to 4818 code for a protein of 1505 amino acids. Gene Ontology annotation, biological process: regulation of DNA-templated transcription. Gene Ontology annotation, cellular component: Set3 complex; Rpd3L-Expanded complex. The record is from RefSeq and is a predicted model, not a curated record. Lineage: Eukaryota; Metazoa; Chordata; Aves; Casuariiformes; Dromaiidae. The transcript is spliced from 23 exons.
CGGGAUUUCGGAAAGUCGGGGCCCUCUGCGUCAGGGCCGGCCGGCCUGAGUAAUCGGGGCAGGAUUCAGGGCUGCCCUUGCUUGUCGAGAGGAGCCUUCCCCUGCUCCCGGCGUAACCUUCCCGCAGGUCUAGCGCUUGCCCUCGCUGGAGGCAAAGUGAAUGCAAAUACGGGCCGGUCUCCAGCGAGGUGUCUCAGAUCAGCCCAGCUCCUGCUCUGGGCUCCUUGUCCUCCCAGAAGAGGAUUUGACUGCAGCUUGUGUCGGGAAGGAGUUAGGAAGUGUCCAUGAAGGGCUGGGGUGAUGGGUACCAGCCGCUACACCCGUGCAGAAGGAGCUAAUACAUUGCCUGUGUGGUUUCCCCAUGUCCGUGACGUGUUGGCCGAGGCUCUGCGGCUCCUCUCCGCCCUCGGAGCGGCCAGUCGCUGCCCUCUGGACUCCGUGAUCCCCGACGGGCGUCAUGAGCAUUGCAAUCCCUCUGGGAGUCACCACACCAGAUACGUCCUACUCCGACAUGGCUGCAGGAUCGGAGAUCAUAAUUAUGGAGCCCCUCCUCCUCCAACACCGCCAGCCUCUCCUCCUGUCCAGACCAUUAUACCUCGUGCAGAACUGAAUGGCCUGCACUCACCUGAUGAGGAGAACUCCGGGGACAGCGAGAGCUCCUCAGAAGGAGAAUCAAUUCCCAGUUGGUGCCACUGCAGUGUCUCCCAAGAUGGUUUCCUCCUCAAGUGUGAAAAGUGCAGAGGAAUGAGCAGGGGGAAGGUGAUCAGACUCCGCCGCCGGAAGCAGGACAACGUGUCAGGUGGGGACAGCAGUGCAACCGAGAGCUGGGAUGAAGAACUGUCUCCCUCUACGGUGCUGUACACAGCCACACAGCACACCCCUACAAGCAUCACUCUGACUGUCAACCGUGUCCGUAGAAGCAAACCUAAGAAGAGGAAGAGGAGUACCGAAAAAGCUCGCGCUGCUCCAAAGGCGAAAAAGAUCAAGGCCUUUCGAGAGGGCUCACGAAAGUCUCUGAGGAUGAAGAAUUCCCCUUCUGAAGCACAUGCCUUGGAUGAAAACACAGCUGAAGGGUGGGAGAAUCGAAUACGACUCUGGACAGACCAGUAUGAAGAAGCCUUUACUAACCAGUACAGUGCUGAUGUGCAGAACCUGUUGGAACGUCAUCUAAACUCUAAUAAAGAAUAUGUGGGCAAAACUGCUAUGCUAGACACAAUCAACAAAACGGAGCUGGCCUGCAAUAAUACUGUUAUUGGGUCCCAAAUGCAGCUGCAGCUGGGAAGGGUGACUCGGGUUCAGAAGCACCGGAAGAUCCUGAGGGCAGCAAGAGACUUGGCACUAGAUACCCUUAUAAUUGAGUAUCGAGGGAAGGUUAUGUUACGACAGCAAUUCGAGGUCAAUGGGCAUUUCUUCAAAAAGCCAUACCCAUUUGUGCUGUUCUACUCCAAGUUCAAUGGCGUUGAAAUGUGUGUUGAUGCCCGCACCUUUGGUAAUGAUGCCAGGUUCAUCAGGCGUUCCUGCACUCCAAAUGCAGAGGUUCGUCAUGUGAUUGCUGAUGGGAUGAUCCACCUGUGUAUCUAUGCUGUUGCCACCAUUGCCAAGGACACAGAGGUUACCAUCGCCUUUGACUAUGAGUACAACAUCUGCAGCAACUAUAAAGUGGAUUGUGCGUGUCACAAGGGGAACCGGAAUUGCCCCGUGCAGAAACGUAGCCCAAAUGCUGCGGAACACCUACCUCCACCUGUUUUAGGCACACUGCUUGGGGCAGAAACACGCCGUCGAAAAGCCCGUCGAAAGGAGCUAGAAAUGGAACAGCAGGGCAUUGCAUCGGAUGAGAAUGGCAAUCAACAAACAGAGGAAGUUCCAGAGGGACCUGCAGCAGUCAGUGACAGUGAGGUUGCAGAUAAAGAGGAGAAACAGGAAGGGGAGAAAGAGGAGUCUGUAGAUGAACAGGGAGCCUUGGUCCACAACCGACGGUCCCGAGAAGAUAGGAAGGUAGAAGCCAUCAUGCACAUGUUUGAAAACUUGGAAAAGAGAAAGAGGAGACGAGAGCAACCAUCAGACCGGAACAGCACUGAUGCUGAACUCAACAUCAAUGCUGAGGCUCCUGAGCUGGAGGAAAUAAAAACAGAGACUCCCGAAACUGAAGAUGGAAGCUCAACAGUUAGUGCUGCUGUUCCGAAUGUUUCUAACAGUAACACUAGUACUGGAGUGAACACACGACGGUCUUCACAAGUAGUGGAUGCUGUCCCAGAAAAAACAGUUACUAAGCCUGCUCCAGCAAAACCUUCCAGGCCCCGACCGAAAAGUCGAUUCUCUCGAUAUCGGACCAGUUCAGCACAAAGACUGAGAAGGCAGAAGCAAGCCAGUUCCCAACAAGCUGAACUCGCACAGGCUGUCCCAGAGGAAGGAAGCACUGCCAGCUUGGUAACCACAGCAGAUGUCAGUAAUGUAGAAGGUCCAGGAGAAGGCAAACAGUUGACUGGAUCUGACCCAACUGCUAUUCUGGCUGCAGGAUCUCAGUCUAAUCGGGCCACAGUAAAGUACCCCAAAACUAAAAAGUAUCUUGUUACUGAAUGGCUGAAUGACAAGGCAGAAAAGCAGGAGUGUCCCAUUGAAUGCCCUCUGCGCAUUACUACAGACCCGACAGUUUUGGCAACAACCCUAAAUAUGUUGCCAGGUCUCAUCCACUCCCCACUAAUUUGUACCACACCUAAACACUACAUUCGUUUUGGUUCACCUUUCAACCCUGAGAGACGUCGAAGGCCAUUUCUGUUGGAUGGAAUGUACAGCUCCUGUAAAAAGCGCUGGAUCAAACAAGCCCUGGAAGAGGGGAUGACUCAGACCUCACCAGCUCCACAAGAGAACAGAACGCAGUGUCUAUACCAAAGUAACGAGAACAGCAGUUCUUCCAGCAUCUGCAAAGAUGACACAGUUUGUUUUUCAGACUUGCUGAGUCCCCUGAAGAAAUGGAAGUCUCGCUACUUGAUGGAGCAGAGCGUUAAGAAGUUACUGAGGCCUCUGUCUCCGGUCACCCCUCCGCCUCCCAUCCCUUCAGUUCCUGACUCAGUGAGCCCACAGCUGGCUACACCCUGCUCAUCUCUGCCAGGAGAGGAGGAGAGUCGCAAUGGUUAUGGCAUGAUGUUCUCACCAAUUCCUUCUCUGGCUGCUAGUCGCUGCAAUACUCCACUACAGUUUGAGAACGUGUCCUCCCCUGAGAGUUCCCCUGCGCAUAGGCCUGAGUCCCUGUCACCCGAGCUGUGCCUCCGAACAGACCUGGAUUUGAAGGGUGGAUACCUGGAUUCCAGUACAAACACCUGUCCAGAACGGUCGUCACUGCUCAGCUUUGGACCCUCUGAUCUGGCUACACAACCCUCCAUAAACUCCGCUUCAGAGAUCAACUUCCCAGGGAAAAGUGGGGAAGCACAGCUGCUGCUAAGAAGCUCUGAUCAGGCUUUUCGGACAGAGUUUAAUUUAAUGUAUGCUUUCUCCCCAUUGAACGCUAUGCCACGUGUAGAUGGGUUGUUGCGGGGGUCUACUCCUUUGGGAGACAGGAAGCCAAUGAAUUCGGAAGCAGGAUGCUGCAGCUCUCCUGCCGAAGGAUAUUUCAGCAGACAUGAGUCAGGGCUGCUUAAAGAGACAGCGCAUGGAUCCAUGUCUCCCUGUGGCGAGAGGGCUUGCGAAGGAGUCAGAUCUGCUCCGCAGAAUCCGCCACAAAGGAAGAAGGUGUCGCUGCUGGAAUAUCGCAAGCGGAAACAGGAAGCCAAGGAGGGAGGCGACACAGUGCGAUGUACAGGGACUCCUACCCGACAGGGCAGCAGCGGUUCUGUGACUGACACAGAUGUCAACAGCCUGCCAGGCUCUGUAGUACGAGCCCCAUCCUCCCCACAAAGUGGCUUCUCCCCUUCUCAUCCCUCCCUGCCUCAUAUAGAGGAGAUCAGCCCACCGGACUCAAGGGGGGCUAGUUCCUCAACAUCACUCAGCAAAGCCCAGGAGAACAUCAGCAGUAGGUGGAUGGUUCCAACGUCGGUGGAGAGGCUUCGAGAAGGCCGAGGCAUACUUGAGAAGGUCCUGCGAAGUGGUGCAAAGGUAUCCCAGAGAAAUGAAUCCUCACCUACAGCUGACAGUGCUGUUGAGAGAGAUCCAGACACAGCAGAAGGAGACACUCCAGACGCCCUCAAAGGACCAGCAGUUUACAGUCCUUCUAGAUACAGCUACCAGCUCCUGCAGUCUGACAGUCCCCAGGCGGAAUCGCAGACCCUUCUCCAGCAAAGUUCCUCCCCCUACAGAGGACACCUUACUCCAUCUCCUGGAUACAGCUAUCGAGCAGCAGCACAGAGGACAGGACACAGCCUCUCCCAUGGUUCCUCAGAAACAUCCCUCUCCUCCACCUCAUACUCCAGCCCUGCCCACUCGGUCUCCACAGACUCUGCCCUGUUUGCAGGGAAUUUGGGGUAUUACAGCAGCCAGCAGCACUCUGGCAGUGUCAGCGGCAGCCUCCUGAAGAAGAGCUGCCCUGCUGCUGCCAGCCCAGCACAGCAAACGCCUGUGGACUCUCUUUCCUCCGAGUCUGUUCCUCAGCCCUGCACAGGAGUGUCCGGCUCCACCUCUGCUCCCCAAAGUGCUAGGUCGCUACAGUCAGACUUGCGGACUAUCAGUCUGCCGAAUUCUGGGCAGUCUGUUCUCUACCAGGGCUCCAGGGGGGCAGUGAUUUCCAAUGCACAACACUAUCAGCACCGUGGGGGAAGCAGUGUCCAUCAGUACAGACUUCAGCAGCUUCAAGGUUCGGGAGUAAAGACUCAGACAGGACUUUCCUAGGGCUGCCUGGACUCGUGGAGGACAAAACUGCCCAUAGCUCCUUCUAGUCACCUCUGGAAGUGGCUCCUGGGCCAGUGUUGGGAGUUUGCACCUGAUGCUGGGGUGCCAGGGGUCAGAGGCUGAGGUCUGAAAUGCACGGGUGAGAUUUGUGAGCAGUAUUGGCCUCUGGCCUUGUAGGAGAAUGCAGUUUUCUCUGAGGCAGAGACUGUAGCAAAGCUGUUCCCUGAUGUGUGGGUACAUUGCAAAAAAGCAAAUGGUUCAAGUGCAAUGACUGUGGUGCAGCCUCUGUCUCUUGUCCGUGCCCAUGGCCAUAGUCACUCAUGCAGUACGGACAUCUUUUUUAAUAUGAAAGCAGUUUAAAGAAAACGUUGGGGAAGUUUAACUCCAAUCCCAAAGCUCUCUUUUAUAGGUCAGGUUCUCAGUGCGUUCUGGGGAGGGCUUUAAUCCGUUAUGAUCAUUCCAGUCACAAGCAGAUGAGCGCACACAGCUGCCUUUGGGCCUGGGUCAUGACUGCCACAGUCGGAUCUUUUUCCAGGACAACAGAGUCUCCGCAAAUGUGAACUAGCACGGGGAGUUGGAGCGUGUGUGCCUGUCACUGCGAGGGGUCUGGGAUGCACUGUAGCAUGCUGCUCUGAGGGGGGGUGAUCCCGUGUCAGGCGCAGGUCUGCGAACGGGAGCAGUGCUGGCGUGGUGCUGCCGCGCGUCAUCGCGAGGAGGGUCUCUGUCCGCACAGACGUGCUUUGGAGGGGUGACUGGGGGCCUGGCCGGCAAAGCGAUAGUGGGGCGUGCUGGAGGCUGUCUGGUUGAGGAGUGAGCAACUGUUUGUGGAGGGGUUGCAAAUAGGUAGCAGUAGUAAGUACAGGCGUGCUAGGUAUUUGGUGGGAAGCCUGGUCUGUGCCAAGCCAGAUACUCUUUGUAAAGCGUCGUGCAGACCUUUUCCCACCUGAGGUUGUUCGCUGAGUGUGGCAGCAGAGCCAGCCCAAACACAGUGCGCUGUCUGUUCAAUUCCAUAAGAUUGCCAGCUUCUUUCUCACUUGUUUACUGUAAUAUCGGGCGUGUUUUUAUUUAUCUAAUUUUAUAUUCAGUUAUAACCAUAGUAGGUUAGCUAAUAUACGACAGGUGUCAUCCCUGGUGCUGCAGUGGAACUUCUCCUUUCUCUUGGAUAACAUAAUGCUGUGAGUCUGUCUCCCCUGUCUUUCAGAUGCACAGUCUUCUUCCUUUUUUAGGACUGUUACAGGUUUCUCUAAUUCACAAUUGAAAUCAGGUGUUUGUUCAACCUAGGGGAGACUUUUAAAAUAUUGAAACAAAGAGUAACUUUCUCACACUGUCUGGCUGUGAGCGUGUUGGGAUGGAACUUGUCACCCCACAGUUGGGUGUCUGUAUACUGUAUAAAAUAGGUGUAAACUUCGCUCGGCUUAGCCCUGGGUGUGCAGCCUCCCCUUUCAUGCUAUGAGCAGCAUGGGGCAGGCAGGCUCUGCCCUGCCGGGUGGCAGGAAGGGGUUUGCGGGGGGAGCCCUGCGCAGAGGCUCCAGCACCUUUGUAUGCAGCAGGAGGGCAGGAGAGAGGGACCCUGGAAAGCUCUUGGAAAGGUGGGGGCUGUAGCUUCUUACUCUAGUGGAGUUUUUACACCAUGCUGUAACAUUUGAACUUUCACAAGAGAUGUAAUAAUUUUGAUAAUAAAAAUACUUAACUUGAAAACCAA